GCCCUUGAGCCAUCUCUUUCCCCACGCCCGCCACUUGACUUGCGCUAGUCCUAAAACCCUCUCCUCCCUCCACCUCUCGCGCCGCCACCGCCGCCGCCGCCGCAAAACCCUAGCUCCGACGAUACGCCGCCGCCGCAAAACCCUAGCUCCGACGACACGCCGCCGCCGUUGCCGCGGCCGCCGAAACUAGCUAUGGCGUCGACUCAGGCGCUUAAGAAGAACUACCGCUGCGACCGCUCGCUGCAGCAGUUCUACACGGGCGGGCCGUUCGCGGUCGGGCGCGGCCCCGCCGGCGAGGCCGAGGCCGAGGCCGAGCCUUUCCUCGCGUGCGCAUGCGGCGGGGAGGUGCGCGUGGUGUCCGCAGCGGACGCCUCCGCGAUAGGCGAGCCCGUCGAGUGCGACUCGGAGGCCAUCACCGCGCUGACCCUGUCCCCGGACUCCCGCCUCCUUUUUGCUGCGGGGCACAGCAGGCUCAUCAGGGUCUGGGACCUCGCGACCCGCACUUGCAUACGCAGCUGGAAGGGACAUGAUGGUCCUAUUAUGGCCAUGGCAUGCCAUGCUUCUGGUGGGUUGCUUGCAACUGCCGGAGCAGACAAGAAGGUCUGCGUGUGGGAUGUGGAUGGUGGAUUCUGCACGCAUUUCUUAAGAGGUCAUACAGGUGUUGUGACGACCAUUAUGUUCCACAAAGAUCCAAAGCGCCUUCUGUUAUUUUCAGGAAGCGAAGAUGGCACCGUGCGAGUAUGGAACCUUGAAACCAAAAAAUGUGUUGCUGUGCUGAAAGAGCAUUUUUCAACAGUCACUUCAUUGUCAUUGUCUGAUGAUGGACAAACAUUGCUCAGUGCUGGGAGGGAUAAGGUUGUUACUGCGUGGGAUGUUCGUAAGUACAGCUCAAAGAAGACAAUACCAACGUAUGAAAUGAUAGAAGCUAUUUCCUUCAUUGGAUCAGGAAGUGAGGUACUGGCUUGUUUGGGCAUAGAACUGGCAAAUAUGAAGGGAAAAAUGGAUGGUUAUUUUCUUACAGUAGGUGAACGUGGGGUUGUGCGCAUCUGGUGCUUGGAGAGUGGUCAUUGCAUAUUCGAGCAGCAAUCAUCUGAUGUAACUGUAAACUCAGAGAAUGAGGAAACCAGAAGGGGUUUUACAUCUGCUGUUAUAUUGCCAAAUGAUCAAGGGUUGCUAUGUGUUACUGCUGAUCAGCAGUUUUUGUUCUAUUGUCCCAAAAAAACUGAUGAAGGGAUCUUCCAACUGUCCCUAUAUAGACGUCUAGUGGGUUAUAAUGAUGAGAUUCUUGACUUGAAGUUUGUUGGAGAUGACGAACAAUACCUUGCUGUAGCUACUAACUUGGAGCAGGUCCGUGUUUAUGAUGUUGCUUCGAUGUCAUGUUCUUAUGUACUGGCUGGCCACACGGAAAUUGUUGUUUGCAUCGACACCUGUGUCUCUUCUUCUGGGAAGACGCUUAUUGUAACUGGGAGCAAGGACAAUACUGUGAAGUUAUGGGAUGCUGAAAGGAGAAGCUGUAUUGGUACUGGUAAAGGCCAUCUGGGAGCUGUUGGUUCUGUUGCAUUCUCAAAGAAAUCGAAGAACUUUUUUGUUAGUGGCAGCAGUGAUCGAACCAUCAAGAUAUGGACCUGGGAUGAUACGCUUGAUGAUGAUGAAGUUCCUCUUAAAGCUAAGGCUGUUGUAGCUGCACAUGAUAAAGAUAUUAAUUCUCUGGCUGUUUCACCUAAUGAUGGCCUUGUUUGCAGCGGCUCUGAGGACCGGACUGCUUGCAUAUGGAAACUCCCUAACCUGGUGUCCUCUGUUGUCCUUAAGGGGCACAAAAGAGGAAUCUGGUCGGUUGAGUUUUCUCCUGUUGAGCAAUGUGUCAUGACAUCUUCUGGUGACAGAACAAUCAAGAUUUGGUCAGUUGCAGAUGGCUCGUGCUUGAAGACGUUUGAGGGUCAUACGUCAAGUAUCUUGCGAGCUUCUUUCCUUUCACGUGGAACUCAAGUUAUUUCUUGCGGAAGUGAUGGUCUAGUGAAGCUAUGGACAAUCAAAACAAAUGAAUGCAUUGCUACUUAUGAUAAGCAUGAUGGGAAGGUUUGGGCAUUGGCUGUUGGCAGAAAAACUGAAAUGCUUGCUACUGGUGGAACGGAUGCUAUUCUAAACCUGUGGCAUGAUUGCACCAUGGAAGAUAAGCAAGAAGAUUUCCGUAAAAAGGAGGAAGAAGUCUUAAGAGGCCAGGAAUUGGAAAAUGCAGUAUCAGAUUCUGACUAUACAAAAGCAAUACAACUUGCAUUUGAGCUUAGAAGACCACACAGGCUCCUAGAGUUAUUCUCACAGCUUGCCAGGAGUGCUGAUUCAGAGGAUCCAAUAGAAAAGGCUCUUCUUGGACUUACAAAGGAUGGCCUUCGUGUGCUUCUUGAGUACAUCCGUGAAUGGAAUACGAAGCCCAAGUUCUGUCAUGUUGCACAGUUUGUGCUUUUUCGGGUAUUGAGGUGUUUGCCUCCCACUGAUAUCCUGGAGAUAAAGGGCAUCAGCGAGCUCCUUGAGGGUCUUAUUCCGUAUUCGCAGAGGCAUUUCAGCAGAGUUGAUAGACUAGUGCGAAGCACAUUUCUGUUGGACUAUACAUUGAUGCGAAUGUCCGUGGUAGAUCCAGAUGUAGAUGCAGGCACAGCCAAAGAUGACAUGAAUGGUUCAUCAGUGGAGAAUGAUGAAACCGCAGAGGCUUGGCCUGCUUCGCCUGUAACAGAGAAAUCGGGCAAGAAGAGAAAACAGGGCAAAUCAAGCAAAAAGGGCAAGGAGAAGAAGAUGAAGGUUCUUUCAAAGGAUGUUUCAGUUGAGGCCUGAAUAGAUAGCUAAGAAAAUAGCUUAUGGGCACCGCCAAUUUUGUAGUUGUUGUAAUUGUAAUUGACAUUGUCCACCAACACGAAUAGCUUCUGGUGUAAAUGCAUUCUUUGACGAGUUCAGAAGACCCCGGUGCUUAAGGCACACGCGGCAAUCUGUUCCGAAUUUUCUGGUGAACUUAUUUACAGGGAAAACCCAGAUGAGAUCUCAUACGUUCUGGGUUGGUUCCCCA
Panicum virgatum (switchgrass) is the source of this 3055-nucleotide messenger RNA. Its product is annotated as transducin beta-like protein 3. Gene Ontology annotation, biological process: endonucleolytic cleavage to generate mature 5'-end of SSU-rRNA from (SSU-rRNA, 5.8S rRNA, LSU-rRNA); endonucleolytic cleavage in 5'-ETS of tricistronic rRNA transcript (SSU-rRNA, 5.8S rRNA, LSU-rRNA). The coding region runs from base 193 to 2826 and encodes 877 amino acids. Gene Ontology annotation, cellular component: 90S preribosome; nucleolus; small-subunit processome. The transcript has 14 exons. NCBI's taxonomy places the organism in Eukaryota, Viridiplantae, Streptophyta, Magnoliopsida, Poales, Poaceae. The record is from RefSeq and is a predicted model, not a curated record. Gene Ontology annotation, molecular function: U3 snoRNA binding; protein binding.